Messenger RNA from Tinamus guttatus (white-throated tinamou), 1254 nucleotides. RefSeq names its product carboxypeptidase B1 (gene CPB1). Gene Ontology annotation, biological process: proteolysis. The record is from RefSeq and is a predicted model, not a curated record. Gene Ontology annotation, molecular function: metallocarboxypeptidase activity; zinc ion binding. NCBI's taxonomy places the organism in Eukaryota, Metazoa, Chordata, Aves, Tinamiformes, Tinamidae.
AUGUGGGCGCUUUUGGUUCUCAUAGGUACUGCAGCUGUUUCUGCUCAGCUGCAGGAUCUUGCCUUUGAUGGCCAGAAGGUGUUUCGUGUGAUUCCACAGAAUGAAGAACAGGUGGAAAUCAUCAGUGCCCUUGCCAGCAGAAUGCAGGUUGACUUUUGGCAGCCAGACUCUGUCACACAGGUAAAGCCAAAAAUGAAGGUUGACUUCCAAGUUGAAGCUGACAAGACUUUUGAAGUUGAAAGUCUUUUGGCACAAAACAAAAUGGAGUAUAGAGUUUUGAUUGACAAUCUGCAGACUGCAAUGGAAGCUCAAUUUGACAGCAAAGUUCGUGCUUCUGGUCACAGCUAUGAGAAGUACAAUGAAUGGGAAACGAUUGCUGCCUGGACUGCUGAUAUUGCUGCUGAGAACCCAGACCUUGUCUCUCGCAGUGUAAUUGGGGAAACAUAUGAAGGACGGCAACUGUACCUUCUCAAAGUGGGAAAAAGUGGUACAAACAAGCAGGCCAUCUUUAUAGAUUGUGGUUUCCAUGCAAGAGAGUGGAUCUCCCCUGCUUUCUGCCAGUGGUUUGUGAAAGAAGCCGUUGAGACCUAUGGAAAAGAUAGUGUCUUGACCAACCUUCUUGACAGGUUGGACUUCUACAUCCUGCCUGUUCUAAAUAUUGAUGGCUAUGUUUACACUUGGACAACCAACCGCAUGUGGAGAAAGACACGCUCUAAAAAUGCUGGCAGCUCCUGCAUUGGUACUGAUCUCAACAGGAACUUCGAUGCUGGAUGGUGCACUAUUGGGGCCUCAUAUAACCCUUGUGCUUCUACCUACUGUGGCAGUGCACCUGAGUCUGAAAAAGAGACCAAGGCCUUGGCUGAUUUUAUUCGUGAACAUCUUUCUUCCAUCAAGGCAUACUUCACUAUUCACUCCUAUUCCCAGCUGCUUCUGUUUCCUUAUUCAUAUACUUACCAAUACCCAUCGAAUUUUCAGGAACUGAAUUCCAUUUCUGCAACUGCAACCAAACAGCUGGCUAGUUUGUAUAACACCGAAUAUAUAUACGGCCCAGGAGCUGAAACUAUCUAUCCUGCUGCCGGGGGCUCUGACGACUGGGCUUUUGACCAAGGCAUCAAGUACUCUUUCACCUUUGAGCUCCGAGACACUGGAAGAUACGGUUUUCUUCUUCCUGAAUCUCAGAUAAAGCCAACCUGUGAGGAAACUCUUCUUGCUGUUAAAUAUCUUGCCAAUUACGUCCUUGACCACUUGUACUAG